Messenger RNA from Aspergillus affinis, 1200 nucleotides. RefSeq names its product NAD(P)-dependent alcohol dehydrogenase. Bases 1 to 1200 code for a protein of 399 amino acids. Gene Ontology annotation, molecular function: zinc ion binding; L-iditol 2-dehydrogenase (NAD+) activity. NCBI's taxonomy places the organism in Eukaryota, Fungi, Ascomycota, Eurotiomycetes, Eurotiales, Aspergillaceae. The record is from RefSeq and is a predicted model, not a curated record. The transcript is spliced from 2 exons. Gene Ontology annotation, biological process: D-sorbitol catabolic process.
AUGGCCACAUCUACUACCUGCGAGGCACUAGUCCUCCACGGCGCCAAAGACCUUCGCCUGGAAUCCAAACCCGUCGCCCAACCCGCCCCCUCAGAAGUCCAAGUCGCUAUCCGCGCCACCGGCCUCUGCGGCUCCGACCUCCACUACUACAACCACGGCCGCAAUGGCGACUUCGUCGUGCGCGCCCCCAUGUGUCUGGGCCACGAAUCCUCCGGCAUCGUAACAGCCGUCGCCCCCGACGUCACGACCCUCAAAGUCGGCGACCGCGUCGCCCUCGAAGUCGGUCUCCCCUGUCGCAAAUGUCUCCUCUGCCAACAAGGCCGCUACAACAUCUGCCCCGGCAUGCAAUUCCGCAGCUCCGCAAAGAUCUACCCCCACCUUGACGGCACCCUCAUGGAACUCACCACCCACCCAGCCUCCAUGUGCCACAAGCUCCCCGACAACGUCAGCUACGCGGGCGGCGCCCUCGUCGAGCCCCUAGCCGUGUGUCUCCACGCCAUCCGCCGCUCGAGACCCCCUAGCGCGGAGGACCUCGAACUCGCGCAAAGCCUCGGCGACGCUUCGGGCUCUUCGGCGCUCAUCUUCGGCGCCGGCGCCGUCGGCCUCCUCCUUGCCUCUGCACUGGCCGUGCAAAACGCCUUCUCGACCAUCGUGGUCGCUGACAUUGAUGCCUCGCGGCUCGCCAUCGCCGACUCAUUAAACCUAAACCUCCGCACAACUCUCAUCCCCAGGCCCAGCACUCCCCCGCCCGGCCCUGACGCCCCGGCGGCCGAACAAUCCGCCUACGCGCUCACGAACGCACAAAUCCUCGCUUCCUCGCUCAAGGAAUCCCACAGUGUCGGGGCCGGAUUCAUCCGCGUCUACGACUGCACAGGUGUCCCUGCCUGCGUACAAGCCGGGAUCUACGCGUCCGCGCCGGGCGGCGUACUCGUGCAGAUCGGGAUGGGGAACCCGGUGCAGACGGUCCCUGUGGGAGCGGCGGCGUUGCGGGAAGUCGAUAUCAUUGGGGUGUUCCGGUACGAUGGACAUGCUUAUCCGGCUGCGAUUGAGUUGAUGGCGAGUGGGCGAUUCGGGGUGGUCGAGGAGAAGGUCGUGACGCAUCGGUUAGAGUUGAAGGAGGGGGAGAGGGCGUUUGGGUUGGCCGGGAAGGGAGUUGAUGAGGAGGGGAGGCCGGUUGUGAAGGUUGUUAUUGAGAGUUAA